Wyeomyia smithii (pitcher-plant mosquito) is the source of this 1584-nucleotide messenger RNA. RefSeq lists its product as uncharacterized. The record is from RefSeq and is a predicted model, not a curated record. Lineage: Eukaryota; Metazoa; Arthropoda; Insecta; Diptera; Culicidae. The transcript has 4 exons. The coding region runs from base 1 to 1584 and encodes 527 amino acids.
AUGCACUACUCAGAAAUCGUUCCCUGUGUCGAAAUUGCUUUCGCCGUGGUCAUCAUGCGAGAGAAUGCAGUUCCAAAUUCACUUGUAAGCAAUGCAAGGGGAAACAUCACACCUUCGGGUGAAGAGCUAACUGAAUCCAAAGUGGUCAACUCGGCGACUACUAGCAGGGUGGCCUGCAACGCAGCGGCUGGUUCAUCGACGGGUGUAUUUUUGCUCACUGCGAUUGUCACUCUGGAAGAUGAUCGAGGUGAACAGGUUCAUGCCAGAGCAUUGUUGGACAGUGCUGCUGAAUGCAAUUUGAUCAGCAAUAGAGUGCGGAAACUACUUACGGUUAAGGAACACCGAUGCAUGGUUGAAGUCGUUGGCAUCCAAGGUUUGGCUACCAGGGCCCAGGGCAAAAUUACUGUGAAAGUACGUUCGAGAUUUACGGAUUUCUCCCAGCCAAUGGAUAUGUACAUUCUCCCGAAAAUCGCUGCACAAAUGGCUUCAUCAUCGGUCGAUAUAAAUAAAUGGGAACUACCCAGCGGGAUCGAACUGGCAGAUCCAACAUUUUUCAAAGGUGGCUCAGGGAUACCUUCAUUGGUGGAUUCGGUGUUUGGCGGGGCUGUUACGGGCAAAUAUUUGGUGGAUAGUCCUAUUAGGUCUGUGAUUUGCGACAUCGCAAUCAGUAAUAAGCUAGAUACUUUACUGGAAAGGUUUUGGGAAACUGAAGACAUCGGUCAAGAUCACAAUCACUCUCCCGAGGAAGCUAUGUGCAUGGAAUAUUUUACACAAACUACACAACGGCAAGGUUCUGGUCGAUACACGGUGUCCUAUCCGAGGAAUAGUGAGGUGCUAUCCCAGCUUGGUGAUUCGAAAGCUAUAGCAGAGAGGAGAUUCAUGCAGUUGGAGAGACGUUUAGAACGAGAUCAAAAUCUGCGAGAGCAAUUUGCAGCCUUCAUGAGCGAAUAUGAAUCCAUGGGCCACAUGCAUUUGAUAACCGAUGAACACGAUGCAAACGUUAAGCGAUGCUUCCUCCCACAUCACCCUGUGGUGAAGGAAGACAGCACAACUACUAAGUUGCGGGUGGUGUUUGACGCCUCCGCAAAAACAUCUACCAAUACUUCUUUGAACGACAGUUUGCUGGUAGGCCUUGUUAUUCAGGAAGAUUUGCGCACAAUUAUACUUCGGAGUCGUACACGUCAGAUUAUGGUGGUCGCCGACAUCGAAAAGAUGUUUCGGCAAAUCGAAAUUCGCCCCGAGGAUUGGCGGCUUCAGUGCAUUUUGUGGCGCCCCUCACCUAACCCGGCACCAUUUUUGGCAACAAGGGUACUUAUGCAGUUGGCUUCAGAUGAGCAGCAUCGAUUCCCACUGGCCUCGAAAUCAGUUAAGGAAGAUUGUUGUAAGGACGAUGUGAUAACAGGAGCGAACGAUCCAGAUACAGCUAAAGAGCUGCGAGUGCAGUUGCAGGAAAUGUUACGCCGAGGUGGAUUUUGGUUGCGGAAAUUUGCUUCUAAUUGUGAGACCGUGCUGGAAGGUUUACCGGCAGAGGACCUCUCUAUACAGGUCGACGAUGGAAUUAAUCUAGACCCUGAUCCUGAUUGA